Messenger RNA from Larimichthys crocea (large yellow croaker), 3508 nucleotides. RefSeq lists its product as uncharacterized. The record is from RefSeq and is a predicted model, not a curated record. The transcript is spliced from 12 exons. NCBI's taxonomy places the organism in Eukaryota, Metazoa, Chordata, Actinopteri, Sciaenidae. Bases 241 to 2529 code for a protein of 762 amino acids.
CACAUGAGAGUUGGUAAGGAGCAGUGAGGCGCAGCCGCUCUCACUUCUUCAUGCCUCCACAGGACGACGAGCAGUGGAUGCGUUGCUCAACUUUAUUGUUCGGUUACUUAACGCGGAACUUUCUGUCGGAUCGGUUGCGCACCUGUGCAGGGGGUGGACACUAACGCUCGCACGGAAUCUUUUCCUAAAUUCCUCAACAUUCAUCACUGUUACUGCAGGUGGUGAUUGUCCAACUGCAGCAUGCAGCCGGCUGAGGCACAAAAAGGUACGUCUUUCACUCUGUGCACGUGGGCACGCUUUCACCAUUUUUCUGUAAUUACGUUUGUGUGUAUGCAUUCUGUGUUUGUAGGAGCUUCUACGAGAAGCCGUCUGUUUGAUUCUCUGAAGGUGUAUUUGAACAACAAGACCAGACUACAACCCAUUAUUGGCUUGGGCAGCAUUAUAGAAUGUGUGAAGGCGGGUACACACAACAGGGAAGCUUUGUACCUGUGCGAGGUGUGUGUGUGUCGACUUAGUAAUGCUGACAUACGGAACCACAUUAUGGGAAGUCUCCACAGAUACAACUACAUUAGAGCCUUGCACCCUUACUUAGUGUCUGAAUGGAAAGAGGACUCUGACCUUUCUAAGCUGGCAUGGCCACUGAUGGAGAAAGCCAAGAUACUUGAGGGAAAAGAGGGACCGGGAGAUGUCAAGUCCUUAGAGCUUGAAGGAGCUAUAUACCAGAAGAUGGCUGCAUGCAGUGAGACUGACGCAGCAACUCUGAUAAGUAUCUUAAGAGAUGGACAGAUUGAACUUGACAACCAUUCAGGAACUACAUCUGUGCAGCUGGAGGAGUAUCCUGUCCAAUCGCAGAGAAUCGUAUUGCUUGCUCAGAACCAACAGAGAAGGUCAGAAAGAUGGUUAAACAAGACGUCUACGUCACUGUCGGACAGUCCUGAGACAUCACUUGAAGAGUCUGCGCUGUCAGAGAACAGGCACAGUUUUCUUGAUAGCUACAAAGGAACCACGCCUCUUAUUGGUCUUUUCCGUGUGGUUGAGUGUAUAAGUGAAGAUGGCCACACAUACGGUUUCUUAUGUCACUGCUGCCGCAUCAGAUCCAAAAAAAGGGACAUCAUUGAUCACUUAACCAGCUCUUCACAUCUUGUGAACUACUUGAUGGAAACUCAUCCUGAGCAGGUGAAGGUAAUGAUGGCAGAUAUUAAUAACAACUAUCAGCUUCUCCAAUCAUUGGCCAAGAAGGUAGAACAAGUGGAGGGCAGAGGACAGCCGAAGGUGGUAAACAUACCAGAAUCACUCUGUAUCCUACUGGCCGGCAAAAGUUACCAUUGGUGUAUAAAAAUGCUUUCUAAUGGAUGGUCACAUACUAACAUCCAAAAGAGACAAACAGCUGUCAAAGGACCAAGUGUGAACACGACUGCUAAACAAGGCCACAUACCACAGAGUGCUGUAGUGCUGUCAGAAACGGCAAAAAGGAAUACAACAAUGAGGAAGAAGAGGAAAGUGCGUAAUACUGUGUUCCAGGUAAGCCUGCCUAUUUCCAAAGGUUCAGUGCUGCUGAAGAGGACGUCUUUCAGCCGCCAAGUGUCUUUGGCAUGCUCCCCUCUGUCCGACGCUGAUCUCUCGCCAGAGUCUCUGUGGACUGAGGACUGUGAGUUGGACUGUGACACAGGAUCAUUUGCAGUCACCCAUGCAGAACAAACCUCACAACUUCACCUAUAUAAUGGAGAUGGAGGUCUUGGACAAUACAUGGGACCAGAAAAAGACUUGUCAGUCAGUCAUUAUCAAGCGGUGGAAGGUUAUUACAGUGACAAUGAGUACAACCAGUUCAACCAGUCUGAAUACGUAACUCCAUGGUUUCAUGGAGAAAGGAAUUACAACAGAGAGUGCGAUUCUCAAGAAAGAUUGAAUAAGAGGUUUGAGGAAGAAGGACAGUGGCAAGGUGAAGGCCCACAGACACAAAAUGAGUGGCUGUCACCUGCUGGGUCUCACCCUUGGCAUUGGUCAUCUUGUAACGCUUCCUACAGGCCUGAGGUGGGUUACCCUGAGCAGUGGUACUAUUCAACUUCACAGAGUCAAGUUGGCACAGGAUUUAAUGUGUCAGGAGAAAAGAGACAGAAGGAGAUGAGCUCAGAAGCUGUUCAAUAUUCCCACCAACAACAUCCUCAAGAUCAGUACAUGUCACGAGAUUACGCAAGUCUGACAGGCAGUAUGGGUCAGUCUGGGGAAUUGGCUCCUCAUUUAGAUGCUACUAGGAUCAACACGCAUCCUCACGUAGGAGAUCCCUUUGCUCACAGUGGCAACAUUGCACCACAAUCUAGAGUUCAGCUUUCUGAGACUGAAUAUAGAGACUGGCAAGAAUACAUGAACUUCACCACUGGCCAUGUCCAGACGGCUCAACAAAAUGAUGUGAUGCAACCUACGGCCCAUCAAGCCAUCCAAGUAGUCUACGGGGUGAUGUCUAACACCAACGACAAUACUGGAUCUACAGAAAACCCUGACCAGUACUUUCCCUCUGUAUUUUGGAGAUGAUGCUGAUCCAAAUUUCAGAGCUGCCAACUCUUAUCUACUCCUAAUUCUGCAUAUGAUAUACAUUGCCACAUCUCGCUGAGAUCACACCUCUCCUCAAGGGACUGGUGUCCCCAUUGAAUAUUUGGUUUCUGCCAUAGAUGGGAGUCCUCUAAUGGAUAGAUGUUUUUCCUGUAGUGAUACAACCUUCAUAGCCACUGGGAUAAGUAGUCAGCUUUGCCCCUUUUGACUUUCAGUUCCUGCAUGAUUUCACAUGACAUCUCUCUCUUUUUUUUCUUUCUUUUUCUUUCUUUUUUUUACACAAACCUAAAAACAGAUUUUGGACCAUUAAACUGAAAUGAACCUAGACAUGCACUUGGACAUGUAACAGGUGUAAGUGAGCUGUGAUCAUCUGGUUACAUAAAAACAAAAGCUAGUGAUGACUCCAGCUCUUUUGCUGAUUUGCUUUUUUUUGCAUCACUUAAGGUGGUAUAGCUUCAUGGACUAUGAGAUAAAAUGAUUGAUUUAUUUGUUCUUUGGAGUUCAAGUGUUCGUUCAGUUUCUGAGCAUUGGGUUUUGGUUCAUGUGGAAGGUGGCAUUAUAAGGGUCUUUCAGUUCAGGUCACUUGCUGUCAGGGAUGCAAAGUACAUUUACUCAAAUACUUUGAGUACAAGUACAAUUUUCAAGUGCUUGUACUCAAAUAAAUUAAAUUCUGCUUCUUUACACUUAACUACAGGGAAAUGUUAUACUUUUUUAAAAACAUGCUACUGCUACUUUGAUUUUUACUUACAAAACAUGUGAUAAUCUUACUAAAUGUGAUGCAGUGUUAUUGAUGAAAGCCACACAUACCCUCACAGCUGUUUUCAGUUAUGUUGCUGAUUAGAUUUACUCAGGUUGGAGGUGUGCAAAGCUCUGAAGGGAUUAAUGUGAGAUCAUCAUGUACUUAUAUGUAUUAUGAAGUUAUAAACUGCCCCAGAAUAAAGACAACUGGUGAGCCCUUGAA